This is a messenger RNA of Drepanopeziza brunnea f. sp. 'multigermtubi' MB_m1, 387 nucleotides long. RefSeq lists its product as uncharacterized. Gene Ontology annotation, biological process: regulation of mitotic cell cycle. Gene Ontology annotation, molecular function: histone binding; protein kinase binding; ubiquitin binding. Gene Ontology annotation, cellular component: cyclin-dependent protein kinase holoenzyme complex; SCF ubiquitin ligase complex. The record is from RefSeq and is a predicted model, not a curated record. NCBI's taxonomy places the organism in Eukaryota, Fungi, Ascomycota, Leotiomycetes, Helotiales, Drepanopezizaceae.
AUGAACAACUUCCCCCGAGCCGAAGACCAAAAAUCUAAGAUGUCGGCGGAAUUGGAUUACUCUAGGCGCAACGAGUCUCCGAGGCCGCUCACCGACGAUGAGAAGGCGCUUUUGGAAGAGUUCAUUGAUUCGAUCCACUACUCGGCGAGAUACUCGGAUAACGAAUACGAAUAUCGACAUGUCCAGCUGCCGAAGAACAUGCUGAAGGCCAUUCCGAAGGCUUACCACGACUCGACCAAUGGCACAUUGAAGCUGUUGUGGGAGGAGGAGUGGAGAGCAUUGGGGAUUACACAGAGUCUUGGAUGGGAGCAUUAUGAGGUCCAUGAGCCUGAGCCUCACAUACUUCUUUUCAAGAGACCGAUCAACUAUGCUCCCCCCGGCCAAUAG